This is a messenger RNA of Galeopterus variegatus (Sunda flying lemur), 1368 nucleotides long. RefSeq names its product dual oxidase maturation factor 1 (gene DUOXA1). Gene Ontology annotation, cellular component: endoplasmic reticulum membrane. Lineage: Eukaryota; Metazoa; Chordata; Mammalia; Dermoptera; Cynocephalidae. The transcript is spliced from 8 exons. The record is from RefSeq and is a predicted model, not a curated record. Bases 354 to 1274 code for a protein of 306 amino acids. Gene Ontology annotation, biological process: protein transport.
CAGCGCCCGCAAACCUAGCCAGGCGUCAAAGCAACGCAUCCGUCCGUCCUAGACCCUCUAAGAGUCUGUGGUAACCCUUCCUCCCGGGGUUCCUCUUGAGAUCUAGGGGGUCUCACAGCCCUGCGAGCCGCGCCGGCGCCCGGCCAGAUCCGGAAGUGCAUAGCUAGAACGUCUGGACCUGGUUCCCUCCCUACUCCCACCGCCGGGAGCGCAGCGUGCGAGGUUCCACAGGAGGAGGCCAGCGGCGAGGGCUGCCACGCACGCACUGUGUGGAAGAGGAGAAGGGGCGCACUACCUGCUUACCCCCAGACAAGGUUCAGAUCUAGUGGGAGUUCUUCAAAGAGAAACUUUGCAUGGCCUCCCCUGCACACCCCAUCAAAAUGGCUGCUUUCGGACACACAUUCCCCUUCUAUGCUGGCCCCAAGCCAACCUUCCCAAUGGACACCACCUUGGCCAUCAUCAUCACCAUCUUUCUGAUUGCACUGGUCACCUUCAUCGUCAUCCUGCCUGGCAUUCGGGGCAAAAUGAGGCUGUUCUGGCUGCUGCGGGUGGUGACCAGCUUAUUCAUCGGGGCUGUGAUCCUGGGGACCCCUGUGCAACAGCUAAAUGAGACCAUCAAUUACAACGAGGAGUUCACCUGGCGCCUGGGCGAGAACUAUGCUGAGGAGUAUGCAAAGGCACUGGAAAAGGGGCUGCCGGACCCUGUGCUCUACCUGGCUGAGAAGUUCACUCCCGGAAGCCCAUGUGGCCUGCACCGCCAGUACCGCCUGGCAGGACACUACACCUCAGCCACAAUGUGGGUGGCAUUCCUCUGCUGGCUGCUGGCCAAUGUGAUGCUGUCCAUGCCCGUGCUAGUCUACGGUGGCCACAUGCUGCUGGCCACAGGCAUCUUCCAGCUGUUAGCAUUGAUCUUCUUCUCCACGGCCACAUCACUUACCCCACCCUGUCCCCUGCACCUGGGCACUGCUGUGCUGCACACUCACCAUGGGUCUGCCUUCUGGAUCACACUGACCACAGGACUGCUGUGUGUGCUGCUGGGCCUGUCUGUGGCGGUGACCCACAGGAUGCAGCCCCACAGGCUGAAGGCUUUCUUCAACCUGAGUUCAGAUGCAAACCCCAUGCUGGAGUGGAGUCCUGAGGAAGGGGGACUCCUGAGCCCUCGCUACCGGUCUAUGGCUGAGAGUCCCGAGCCCCAGGACAUUCCUCUGUCAGAGGCUUCCUCCGAGGCAUGCCGUAAGGAGGGGCACCGCAGAGAACCUGUCUGUGCCCUGUAAUGGUCCUCUCGCCAAUGUUCACCUGGACUUCCAUUCUGGCUCCAGACCUCGCUGGAGCCCCAUAAAACCAUCAGAACUGCCCUCAGGGUGGCCG